AUAGGCCAUCUUAUGCCAGACUAAUCAUCAGCUGGUUCCUGGUUUGAAUUGGAGGUAUGCACUACUGCUUGUGACAGUGACAAAAGUUAUAUCCAUUUAAAUUAAAUGAACCAUGUAAUAAGGCUGGUGGCAAUAGGUCUAUCCAUCCUUCCCCCUCUAAAGGGCAGCUUAAGGGUCUGAUUCAACUCCAGAUGAAGUCAUCAAGAGUCUUUCCUUAGACUUCAAUGCAAGCUGGUUCAGGCAGUAGGUCAGCAAUGAUUUAAUACGAAAUAACACCAUGUGGCUAAAUUUAGGGAAAGCAGUGCUGUUAUCGUUUCAUUAAAACAUGCUAAAUAAAGAUUCCUCAGAAAUUAACUAUAUGUUUCUUUUAUUAGAUAACCUGUUCAAACCAAAGGAAAGGUUCAUUUCGGAGAAGGAGAUGCACAUGAGAUCUAAAAGGAUUUAUAAUAACUUGCCUGAAGUGAAAAAGAAAGAAGAAGAAAAACAGAAACGAAUAAUCAUACAGAGCAACAGACUACGGGUGGAGGUCUUCAAAAAGCAACUACUGGACCAGCUUCUUCAAAGAAAUACGGAGUGACAAAGGAGACCAUUGGAUCUUGAAUGUCUUUGACUAUUAGAUAAGACAUAAAAUUUAGCAUUAUCUUAAUUACCUGGAGACAUCUUUCUUACCUUUAACUAUCUAUGUAAAGGAAGAUAAUUUGCACUUCAGUAGGAUUUGAAUGAAACUUCCAAAUAACCAAGAGAGAACCUAUAAAUGAGCAAACUGCUUUAGGACUAUCAUGUUAUAGUUGGUUUACCCAGAGAAAAUAAUUUUAAGAAACUUUUAUGCAAACAUUGGAUUACAAUGGUAUUUAUUUUCACCUUUUAAAUAUAUAUACCGUUUUAGCAAUAGAACUGGGUUUUCAAGACAUAGGAAACUUAUUUUUCCAAAGUAUUCUACUCAUUGAUUUCCUGAGAGUAAAAUCCUAGAAAAAUGAAUACCAUUAUUUGUUAUGUUUAGAAACUAGCUGAAAUGGCAUUACCACAAUCAUAUGAGCAGCAGUUUUAAAUUAAUGGUUAAUGCACCAAAAGGGACCAAUAUUUUAGUGCUCUGAAGGAGUUCAUUCCUGUUUAUGUACUGAACCCAAAUAACAGGGUUAUCUUGUAGAAAGCAAUAUUUAGAACCUCAGUAAUAAUACUUUUUACAUGUUCUUCACUAUAACAUAUAAUUCUGCUUGCUUCUAUAAGCAUAAAGUAUUUAUAGAAAUGGCAUAUUAAGAAGUGGUGCAGACCCAUGCAGUGGUUUCCACCAAGAAAUACGUGGGUGUAAAGAUUACAUAAUUAAAAACAUCUGUAAUGUUUCCUCCAACAAUAUUUAAAUCUGUAUUUGUACAUUUUGGAAGUAAAAUCUACCAAUUUUCAUAUCAAAUGGAAUAAACAAAUAUAAUAAUCCAAA
Molecule: messenger RNA, 1435 nt
Organism: Chrysemys picta bellii (western painted turtle)
Lineage: Eukaryota; Metazoa; Chordata; Testudines; Emydidae
Source: RefSeq, a predicted model, not a curated record